Messenger RNA from Malassezia restricta, 3852 nucleotides. Its product is annotated as lysophospholipid hydrolase. Gene Ontology annotation, molecular function: phosphatidylcholine lysophospholipase A1 activity. Lineage: Eukaryota; Fungi; Basidiomycota; Malasseziomycetes; Malasseziales; Malasseziaceae. The record is from RefSeq and is a predicted model, not a curated record. Gene Ontology annotation, cellular component: endoplasmic reticulum. The transcript has a single exon. Gene Ontology annotation, biological process: phosphatidylcholine metabolic process. The coding region runs from base 1 to 3852 and encodes 1283 amino acids.
AUGGACGACGGAGGUACGUCACCUUUGAUCAUGGAGGGCGACGUGAUCCGGGGCAUGCCGCCCGUGCCUGCGACGCCCAUCACGCAGCUUGCGCAGGGCUUACUGGGCAUUAUGCUGGCAUUGCUGCGCAUGGCGCGAUGGGCCCUGCAUUUCCUGUCGAUCACGGUGCCGAGUGCUGUGUACCGCAUCUUGCACUAUAGCAUGACGGUCAAGGUGACAUUUCCCGUGCUGGUGCUAUGGUGCGUGUGCGUGACGUCGCUCGUCAUUCUAUGGCUGCGCUAUCGCCAUUGGAAUCGGUAUGAAUAUGUCCGCGAGGCGCCGAUCCGCAAGAUUCAUCCGGCCGACCUGCCGUCGGAGGAGGCGCCUGAGACGCAUGACUAUGACGACCGUGCAUCGUUCAACUCCUACCUUGACGAGUUUCUGCAAGCGAUCCGUGUGUUUGGCUUCCUUGAGCGACCUGUGUUUCAUGAACUCACGCGUUACCUCCAGACCCGCCGCCUGUUGGCCGGCGACGAGAUCGAGCUCAGUGCAGAAACGUCCUUCUACAUCGUCAUUGAGGGACACGUCCAGGUCUUUGCGCACAUUCCCCACUCAGAUGCUGUGCCUGAAUACCAACUCGUGAACGAGGUCCGGCGCGGCGGCACGCUCAGCUCGCUCUUCACGAUCCUGCGGCUCUUUACCGAGCAUGUCGAGCAGGACGAUACCGAUGUGCCGCCCCUCUCCAGCUGCCACGCUGACACGGGCGAAGUGCUGGGGGCUCCGAGCGAGUCGCGCCCAUUCUCGCAGUCGGGCACACGCGCUCGUGCUACCCAAGAUACCACGCUGGCCGCGAUCCCCGCUGAGGGAUUCCGGCACCUCACGGCCAAGUAUCCCAGCGCUGCGUCCCACAUUGUGCAGGUCAUUCUGACGCGUCUUUCGCGCGUCACGUUCCUCACAGCGCACCAGUACCUUGGCCUCACGUACUAUGUCAUGCAGACGGAGCGCGCGAUCAAUGAGUCGGCCCGCACGUUUCUUCCGGACAAGUACUAUGAGCCUGCGGCGCUUGAGCAGCUGUGCCGCCGCUUUUACCCGCUUUCGCGCCCGAGCGUGGCGGAUCUGCGUCCACGCGCAUCUGCGCCGCACCUCGAGUGGCCCUUGCCGCAUGUGUACCAAGCCGUCGGGCCUGGCGAUCUGCACAGCAUGGUCGGUGUGCUGGACGAGCCCCUCGUCUCUGAUGUGCCUGUGCGCUACACGUCCGACGAGUCGCUUACGGGCCACAUUCCACGCGACGCGCUUGACCUGCGUGACGAGGUCAUGCAUUGCAUCGUCCAGAGCGUCGGCCUCACUGAGGCCAUUAUACCUGAUGUGCCCGUGCCACUCGCGAGUCCCUUUCUCUCGUCGCAGCGCGGACCUCUGGCUGCGUACACGAAUCUCUCGCGCCUCGAUGUGCCGACGCUGUCGUCUAGCGCGCCGCCUGUCGCGGACGACGCGAGCGCAACGUCUGCGCUGCCGGCCGAGGAAAGCGGCGUGGAGCUGCGUCUGUUCCAUGCGGGCAGUGUCCUCGCUCGGGCGGGCCAGACGGAUGCCGGGCUGUUUUACGUGAUUGACGGCGUGCUGGACAUGCGUAUCGCGCAGACGGAGGAGCAUGCCGCCCAGUGCCUGUUUUCCGUGGAGCGCGGCGGCAUUGCCGGCUACCUCUCGAGCCUGCUGGGCGUGCCGAGCUUUGUGGAUAUCGUCGCGCGCACCGAUACCUAUGUGGGUCUGCUGCCAGUCAAGGCGCUCGAACGGUGGGUCGAGCGCCGGCCGAAUGCGCUGUUCACGCUGUCGAAGCGCCUGCUCAGUCUGCUGCCGCCGCUGAUCCUGCACAUUGAUGCGUCGCUGGACUGGGUGCAUGUAGGCGCUGGCCAAGUGCUGUACCGUGAGGGCGAUGUCGGCGACAGUCUGUACGUCGUGAUUAGCGGCCGGCUUCGUGCGCUGCAGGAGCAGGGCGGGGCAGCUCGCGAGGUUGUCGGCGAGUACAGCCAGGGCGACAGCGUGGGCGAAGUCGAGGUCAUCACAAGGAGUCCGCGCACGGUGACGAUGCACUCAAUUCGCGACUCGGAGCUCGCACGCAUGCCCAUGACGCUCUUCCACGCGCUGGCUCUGUGGCAUCCACCGAUCACGAUCCAAAUAUCGCGGAUCCUCGCGCGGCGCAUGCGCACGGACAUGGACAUGCGUGAGACGGCGCGGCGCAUGGCGCUGCCACCGCACUUGGCCACGACGAUCGGGCGGGGACAGAGCACGCACAACUUCAAGACGGUGGCGGUCCUCCCGACAUCGUCCGAUGUGCCGAUUGCCGCCUUUACGCAGCAGCUGCAGGCCGCCUGCACGACCGUGCUCGCGGAGCCUGUCGUGGUCCUGCGACAGAGCACGGUGAUCCGCGAGCUUGGCCGGCAUGCGUUUUCGCGGAUGGGCAAGCUCAAGCUGGCCGGGUGGCUGGCGGACCAGGAGCAGCACUACCGCCUCGUGCUGUACAUGGUCGACACGCCUGCGUCGUCGUCGUGGGCUGCGACGGCCGUGCGCCAGGCCGACUGCAUCUUGCUCGUCGGGCUGGGUGACGAUCCACAUGCCGGUGAGCUGGAGCGCCUUCUCCUGACCAUCAAGACGACGGCCCGCAAGGAGCUGGUUCUCCUGCACUCUGAACGCAGCGUGUCGCCGGGAACGACGCGCGAAUGGCUCAAGCCGCGUCCGUGGGUCAGUGCGCACCACCACGUCGAGAUGCCGGGCAUCAAGGCGCCGCGGAUGCGCGUCAUGCGCGAUCCGACGCCUGUCGAGGCGAUUCGGACGUGGACGCAGCAGCUCAAGACGCGCAUCGCGCGCACAUCGCAUGCGCCGCAGCCGCGGGGCGCGCGGCCGGCGCACCUCUCCGACAUGGCGCGCCUCGCGCGCCGGCUGUGUGGCCAUUCGAUCGGCCUCGUGCUGGGCGGCGGCGGCGCGCGUGGAUGUGCGCACAUCGGCGUGCUCCGUGCGCUCGAGGAGCUCGGGAUCCCGAUCGACCUGGUCGGCGGCACGUCGAUCGGCUCCUUUGUCGGUGGCUUGUACGCGCGGGACGGCGCGGCGGUCUCGAGCCACGGCCGCGCGAAGCGCUUUGCCGGCCGCAUGGCGUCGCUGUGGCGCUUUGUGACCGACUUGACGUACCCGCUCGUCUCGUACACGACCGGCCACGAAUUCAACCGCGGCAUCUUCAAGUGCUUCUCGGACACGCACAUCGAGGACAUGUGGCUGCCGUACUUUUGCAACACGACGAACAUUACGUGGAGUCGGAUGGAGGUGCAUCUCAGUGGGUAUGCGUGGCGCUACAUUCGGGCGAGUAUGACGCUCGCGGGACUUGUGCCGCCGAUGAUCGACGACGGCGACAUGCUCGUGGACGGCGGCUACACGGACAACUUGCCUGUCUCGAUCAUGCUCGCGAUGGGCGCGCGCACCGUGAUUGCCAUCGACGUCAGCAGCAUCGACGACACCACCUCCCAGAGCUACGGCGAUACCCUCUCGGGCUGGUGGGUCCUGCUGAACCGCUUCAACCCCUUCAGCAACAUGCGCAUGAUCCCCAGCAUUCCUGAUAUCCAGACGCGCCUCACGUACACGACGUCCGUCAAAAUGCUCGAGUCCGCCAAGGCUAACGAGGCAUGCCUCUACCUGCGCAUGCCCGUCGAGCAGUACGGCACCCUCGAGUUCGGGCGGUACACCGAAAUCCUCAUGGCUGGCUACAACGUCGCUAUCCAGGCGCUCGCCAAGUGGCAGGCCGACGGCCGCCUCCCGACGCAUGCCCGCGGCUUCCCGACCGCGACCAAGUCUGCCGAGCGCGGUCUGCGCGCACGCCGAAAUAGCAUCUAG